Emericellopsis cladophorae is the source of this 873-nucleotide messenger RNA. RefSeq lists its product as uncharacterized. The coding region runs from base 1 to 873 and encodes 290 amino acids. The transcript is spliced from 2 exons. The record is from RefSeq and is a predicted model, not a curated record. NCBI's taxonomy places the organism in Eukaryota, Fungi, Ascomycota, Sordariomycetes, Hypocreales, Bionectriaceae.
AUGUCCUUUGCACCGGCCGCUCCGUGGGACCGACUGCGCGCUUGGAUCGACGACAAAGAGAGAGAGGAGCGGACAUUCGACAGGCCGGCGAGGCUGACACAGCGCGAGCUCACGGCCAUCAGCAACCUGGUCCCCUUGAUUGAAGAGCCGGACAUUAGCGGCAAGGACCAUGUCAGCGCCUUGCACUAUGCCGCGCAGACUAAGCAAUGCUCCAUGCCGACGUUUGAGGAUGAGUCGGUUACCGUCAGUAUGAAUGGGAUCGUCGAAGCGAAAUGGCGAUGUUACUGCACCAUCGGACCGCAGGGCACCUUUCCAAGCCAAGGAUUCGGUCUGGACGAAACGGACGAGGCGCCCAUCUUUGCGACAAAGAAGAACGCAAAGCAAUUCGCCGCUCAGCAGGCGCUGGCCUUCUUGUCCAACAGAGCUCCCAUCACCUCCACGGCCACUGCUGCUGCUGCUGCGUCCUUGCCCAAACGCGCAGAGCUAUCGCAAGCAGCAUCUCCAAGCCUGCCACAAGCCAAGAAGAGCAGGACGGACGCAGGGCCGGCCGAAGCAGCGCAAGCCGUGACGGCGCCGGCGGACGAGACGACUGCCUCAUCCGUCCACGAGAGAGUGGUCUAUCUGUCGAAAAGACUCGGUCUCCAGCCGCCCGUCUACGAAACGCCUCCCUUGAUCGGCAUGCCCAACUUCUUCUCGGGCAGGACCGUCUUCCCACCCGGCGCGGACGGCCGCAUCCCCGACAAUGUCCUCGUCGUCAACGGCGUGCUGGGCAAGCAGCAGGCCAAGGACCAGCUCGCACGGCAAGUGUGUGACUGGAUGGAGAGGGAAUUCCAGGUGCGACAGGAGAUAUCACAAAGACUCUGGCCAAAAUGA